AUGAGAAAAGCUGAUGCCCUGGCUAUUGAGAAGAAAUGGAAAGAAUUCAAUGCUCUCUUAGCUUUUAUGAUCUACGGUUUGGUGUUGUUCCCGAAUAUCCCGAAUUUCGUCGACCUCACUGCCAUUUGCCUCUUUAUGGAUCAAAACCCCGUGCCUACUCUCUUGGCAGAUACUUAUUAUGCUGUUCAUUCCAGGUAUGGGACGAAGGGAGCCGUUGGAGGCUGUUUGCCGUUGUUAUACGAGUGGUUCACUUCACACUUGCCUAAAAGUGGACCGUUUGUCACAACAAGAGACUCACAGAAAUGGCCUCAAAGGAUCAUGGGGCUUACGGCGAAUGACAUCGUUUGGUAUCACCUUGGGAAAGGGAUAGAGGAAGUUAUUACUAGAUGUGGUAGUUUUGACAACGUCCCCCUCAUAGGAACGAAGGGAGUUAUCAAUUACAAUUCGAGGCUAGCGCUGCGUCAGUUGGGUUUUGCACUAAAGGACAAGCCGUUAGACAAGGAAAUAUUUGAAUCUGUUUGCUUUAAGAAAGGGGCUGAUCCAGAGGGUCUAGAAAAAGUGAGGAGCGCCUGGAAUAGUAUUCAUACAGAUGACCGAACUUCCUUGGGAGGGAAGAAUGCCAUUGCUAAACAAGCCUACACUGAUUGGGUAAAAGAUAGAGUCAAGGAGCGCCUAUUGCCUUUCCCGAAGGUUAAACCAUUGUAUGAACAACCACCUGAAGUUUUGACUGCCACUGUGCCAGCUGAAGACUAUACCCAGGUACAUGUGGAAAACAUCAGGUUGCGUGAGAAGGGGGAAGAUGCUAAGAUAGAAGUUCAAAAGAGGACUAGAACUGAAAGGGGUGACAAAGCUACCACUAUCAUUGUCGAGGAUAACGAGAAGAUCAUAAAAAAGGCCAUAAAAGAGGCAGAAGAGAAGCUCAAGCAAAAGUACAGAGAAGACUUGAAGGCCUGCAAGCUCCAGUUAGAAAAAGAGAAUAAAUAUCAGCUGAGGACUAUGAAAAAGAAACUGGAAGAUGAGAUUACUCAGAGAAUAGCAGUCGAGACACAGCUGAAGGGAAGUCACCUCCGCUCCGCUCGACUAACAGAAGAGAAUGUCAAGCUCAGAGAUCAAAUGGCAAGUAUGGAGAAUGCACCUGAGAAAGAUUAUCUCCCAGAAUUUUAA
This is a messenger RNA of Vicia villosa (hairy vetch), 1164 nucleotides long. RefSeq lists its product as uncharacterized. The record is from RefSeq and is a predicted model, not a curated record. The transcript is spliced from 3 exons. Lineage: Eukaryota; Viridiplantae; Streptophyta; Magnoliopsida; Fabales; Fabaceae. The coding region runs from base 1 to 1164 and encodes 387 amino acids.